Epinephelus moara (kelp grouper) is the source of this 688-nucleotide messenger RNA. RefSeq lists its product as uncharacterized. The record is from RefSeq and is a predicted model, not a curated record. The coding region runs from base 104 to 640 and encodes 178 amino acids. Gene Ontology annotation, biological process: lens development in camera-type eye; visual perception. NCBI's taxonomy places the organism in Eukaryota, Metazoa, Chordata, Actinopteri, Perciformes, Serranidae. The transcript has 3 exons. Gene Ontology annotation, molecular function: structural constituent of eye lens.
ACAACACAUCAUGGCCCCUGGGCUUUUGUAUAAAAGGGCUCCAGAGUCAAUGAGUUGGCAGAGCAAGUUGAACCAUCCACUGGUAACCACCUAAACCACCAUCAUGGGCAAGAUCGUCUUCUACGAGGACAGGAACUUCCAGGGUCGCUCCUAUGAGUGCAUGAGCGACUGCUCUGACAUGUCCUCCUACCUGAGCAGGUGCCAGUCCUGCAGGGUGGAGAGCGGCUGCUUCAUGGUCUACGAGCGUCCCAACUACAUGGGCAUGCAGUUCUUCAUGAGGAGGGGCGAGUACCAUGACAUGCAGCGUAUGAUGAGCAUGGGCAUGAUGUUCGACAACAUCAGAUCCUGCAGAAUGAUCCCCUAUCACAGAGGUCCAUUCAGGAUGAGGAUCUACGAGAGGGAGAACUUCGGUGGUCAGAUGAACGAGCUGAUGGACGACUGUGACAACAUCAUGGACCGUUACCGUAUGAAUGACUGCAUGUCCUGCAACGUGAUGGACGGCCACUGGCUGAUGUACGAGCAGCCCCACUACAGAGGCAGGAUGAUGUACCUGAGGCCCGGCGAGUACAGGAGCUUCAGGGACAUGGGCAUGAGCGGCACCAGGUUCAUGAGCAUGAGGCGUAUCACCGACAUGUGCUAGACUCCUGUAUUUGACUCCAGUGAAUAAAAACGAUGUGUAAUUCAUAAA